Messenger RNA from Microbotryum saponariae, 3042 nucleotides. Lineage: Eukaryota; Fungi; Basidiomycota; Microbotryomycetes; Microbotryales; Microbotryaceae. The record is from the annotation of a GenBank genome assembly.
AUGGACAGCGAUCUGAUUUCGGUCGUCAAUCGACUGCAAGCCAGUGAGUUCCCCUCUGACCUCCCCCUCGCUCCUCGAUCGUGUCGCACCGGGGUUGCAACUCACUCGCGUUCAUUCGGCACCGGCACGGCGGCUGGUAACUGACACCGCGUCCCGUGUUCAAACAGCCUUCUCUGCCGUGGGUGGUGAUGCAGUCGACUUGCCCCAGAUUGUCGUCGUGUGAGCAUUCAAGUUCGGCCCAAUACGAGUUCGACCUGUACCCGCUCCUGUAGCGGGCAUCGUGCUGACCCUCGCUUUCUCUACCUGCCCGCCCAUAGUGGCUCACAAAGUAGUGGAAAGUCGUCCGUACUCGAAACGUAGGUCUACGUCUUAAUGGAGCACUUGGCUUCGCACUUGAGCGUGUUCAUUGACGCGCUGCGUCCCUGCUCGCUCGCACCUUCACGUAGCAUCGUUGGCAAGGACUUUCUACCCCGGGGACAAGGCAUCGUCACGCGACGACCACUCGUACUGCACCUUGUUCACACGCCUCCGCUGCUGCCAAUCGUAGGCCACGAGGGCGUCGCCUCCUCGUCCCAAUCCUCGCUCGCCGACGCAGCCCCCAACCACAACAACUAUGCCUCGUCGUCGUCGUCCUCCUCGGCUACAGCUGCUGUCUCAAUGCCCGUCGAGUAUGGCGAAUUCUUGCACAUCGAUCGACGCUACUACGACUUCAACGAGAUCCGCAAGGAAAUUGAGAACGAGACCUUGCGCGUCGCCGGCGGCAACAAGGGCAUCUCGCGGUUACCGAUCCAUCUCAGUCAGUCACCGUGCCAUCUCACCAGACUGCGCGUGAUGAAAGACUAAUCCUAGCUCUCGCUGUUGCCGUCAGAAAUCUACUCGCCGCACGUGCUCAACUUGACCUUGGUCGACUUGCCCGGCCUGACCAAAAUUCCCGUCGGGGACCAACCGACCGACAUUGAGCGCCAGAUCCGCAACCUCGUCCUCGACUUUGUCUCCAAGCCCAACUGCGUCAUCCUCGCCAUUUCCCCCGCCAACGUCGAUCUCGCCAACUCGGAGGCACUCAAACUCGCUCGCACGGUCGACCCGCAAGGGCGACGCACCAUCGGCGUGCUGACCAAACUCGACAUCAUGGACGCCGGCACGAACGCGCUCGAUAUCCUCACAGGACGCGUCUACCCGCUCAAGCUCGGUUUUGUCGGCGUCGUCGGUCGCAGUCAGGCCGACAUCAUCGCCAACAAGUCGAUGGAGGAUCAUGCCGCUUCCGAACGCGAGUUCUUCCGCAACCACCCCGGCUAUCGCAACAUCGCCCAUCGCUGCGGCACAAAGUUCCUCGCCAAGACGUUGAACCAGGUCCUGAUGAACCACAUACGUGACAAGUUGCCCGAUAUGAAGGCGCGACUCAACACGUUGAUGGGGCAGACGCAGCAAGAGCUUAACGCAUUCGGUGACUCGACCUUCCUCGGCGAGCAGCACCGCGGGUCGCUCAUCCUGCAGCUCAUGACGCAGUUUGUGCGAGACUUUGUCGCUUCGAUCGACGGUACAUCGUUGGAGAUCUCAACAAAGGAGUUGUGCGGUGGAGCUCGCAUUUAUUACAUCUUCAACGACGUCUUUGGCCACGCGCUCGAAUCGAUCAAUCCGACGCACAACCUGACCGUACAGGAUAUCCGCACCGCGAUCCGCAACUCGACCGGACCUCGACCUUCGCUAUUCGUUCCCGAAGUCGCGUUCGAUUUGCUCGUCAAGCCUCAGAUCAAGUUGCUCGAACCGCCAUCGCUGCGUUGCGUCGAACUCGUGUACGAGGAGUUGAUGAAGAUUUGCCACAACUGCACCUCGACCGAGCUGCAGCGAUAUCCUCGACUUCACGCUCAGUUGAUCGAGGUCGUCUCUGAACUGUUGCGAGAACGACUGGGCCCGACCUCGGAAUACGUGCAGUCGCUCAUCUCGAUCCAAGCCGCUUACAUCAACACGAACCACCCCGCUUUCGUGGCCGGUUCAGCGACGGCGGCGCAAGAGUCUUCGAGGGAGGUCGCACGACGGCGGCAAGCUGCGAUCGCGGACAAGAAGUCGUCUUCGUCCGAAGAAGAGGAACGAGAUGGUUCCGGACCGGAAGAAGAAGACGACUUCAAUCAGGGUGGAUUUGUCGCUCGCAACGGACGAAACGAACCUUUAUCCAAGACUCGGUCCGCUUCAUCGACGAUCCACGAUCGUGCACGUAAUGGACCCGAUUUUGCUCAGUUCGUUGGGGGGCCGAGUGUGGCUUCCGGAGCCGGACAACGGAGGACCGGAUCGGGCUCGAGCAAAGCAUUGGCAGUCCCGAAGGCGAAUGGUGCAUCGUCGAAUCUCACUGCGAGUGGUGUUGCAGGUCCGGCUGGAUUCCCCGACUCUCAUUACGGAUCCUCAGCCCCCUCUCACGCAUCAGCAAAGGAGUCGUUCCUCAACUACUUUUUCGGCGGAACGGAAUUGACCGGGUCCGACCAUGGUGGGAAUGGGAUGCAGCAUGCGUUGGGAUCGAGAGGCGCCGCGAGUAGUAUCCACGCUUCGAUGUUGCAUGAGAGGGGAGAGAACCCGCUUUCGGGGAGGAGAGGGUUCGAAGGGAAUGCGGCGGCGUUUGAUAUGAAGUCGUUGGAAAAACAUCUUGAAGCGGUCAGUUUGAGAAGAGCGUUACACGGGCUUUGAAACAAAACGUACUGACCUCGUUCUCCGUUCUGACACCUACAGAGCCCCGCCGCUUCAGCCGAUCCUCAUAACGGCCUAACCGAACGAGAAGAGAUGGAAACGACCUUGAUCCGCGCGCUCAUCUCGUCCUACUUCUCCAUCGUGCGCCAAACGAUCCAAGACCUCGUCCCUAAAGCCAUCAUGCACCUCCUCGUCAACUUUUCCCGCGAAUCCGUCCAGAACCGUCUCGUCGCGUCGUUGUACAAGGAGAGUUUGUUUGCGGAUCUGCUGCAUGAGGAUGAAGCGUUGACGGCAGAGAGGACGAGGAUCAAGGGGCUGUUGCAGGCUUAUAAGGAGGCGUUCUCGACCCUUUCCGAGGUGCUGUAG